Molecule: messenger RNA, 1014 nt
Organism: Panicum virgatum (switchgrass)
Lineage: Eukaryota; Viridiplantae; Streptophyta; Magnoliopsida; Poales; Poaceae
Product: selT-like protein
Exons: 4
Coding region: 91-846 (251 amino acids)
Biological process (GO): cell redox homeostasis
Cellular component (GO): endoplasmic reticulum membrane
Molecular function (GO): thioredoxin-disulfide reductase (NADPH) activity
Source: RefSeq, a predicted model, not a curated record
UCGUCGGCUCGUCGCCAAGUCAGUCCGUUCCCUUUCGGCAGUUCUCUUCUUCCGGGGAGAGAGGAGGAGCAGCGGAGCAGCGCUGCCGCGAUGGACCGCGUCCAGUUCGUGCUACUGGGCCUCCCCAUCCUCCUCUUCUGCUCCGACGUCGUUACCCUCUUCGCGCCGCUGCCGCCGGCGGCCCCCCAGCCCGACCACCAGUCGCGCCCGGGCCCCUCCGCCGUCCUGCCCGGCGACCCCUCCGCCGCCGACGCUUCUGCGCAGGCGGAGACGCAGGUGGAUGGACCUGGCUCCGGCACCACCGUCGACUUGAAGUUUUGCGCCUCCUGCUCGUACAGGGGAACUGCAAUGACCAUGAAGCGGAUGCUGGAAACUUCAUUUCCUGGGAUACAUGUUGUGUUGGAAAAUUAUCCUCCACCAUUCCCCAAACGUGCACUCAGCAAAGCUGUUCCUCUUCUUCAAGUUGGAGCCAUGGCAACAUUAAUGGCUGGUGAUCAGAUCUUCCCUAGAUUCGGAAUGGUUCCGCCUCCAUGGUACUACUCACUGCGUGCUAAUAGAUUUGGAACCAUGGCAUCAAUCUGGCUGUUUGGCAAUUUCGCUCAGUCAUUUCUACAGAGCUCUGGUGCCUUUGAAGUUUAUUGCAAUGGGCAAUUGGUUUUCUCAAAACUGUCUGAGCAGAGGUUUCCCCGUGAGCUUGAGCUACAUGAGCUCAUUGGCAACAGGAUACAGGAUUCUCAGGAGCUCAUUAGCAACAAGAUACCGGAUUCUCAGGUUGGGGAAAACCUGGAAAAGGAUCUGGUCUUAGAUGAUGGCAAUGGCUAUGAUGAUGAUGCCGCUAUACUCUAGUUUCACCCAUUUUGUUACUAAAUAGACAGUGUCACAACUUUAUUGUCAAACACACAAUGUCCUAGAAUUCUAGACUCUUAUUUUCCCCACUUAUGUACAUGUGUAUACCAUGACUAUAUGUAAUAACAAGCUGAAGUCCUAUGAACUCUGAACCACCAGAGAUUGCAA